AUGGAUAAGCAUGAAGAUGAUCUGGACUUGGAGGCUCGCGGCUAUAGCCGCGAGAUGCCCCGUCAAUUCUCGACAUUCUCACUAGUUGCGCUCUCGUUCAGCUUGACUUGUACCUGGUCAGGCACAGGAUCAUCCAUUGGAAUUUCUUUGAAUGAUGCAUCCGCCGCUGGGACGAUAUGGUCACUUCCCGUGGCUGCGUUAAUGACGGCGUUUCUCUCAGCUGGUGUUGCUGAAUUGGCCUCAGCUUAUCCUGUCGCCGGUGCCCAAUAUUACUGGGCCUUUUGCGUAGCAUCCAAGGACUGGCGGACAUUCGCUUCUUAUAUGAAUGGUUGGCUCAGUAUCCUGGGCUGGUGGUUAGCAAGCGGUGCCGCUUGCAACUUUAUUGCCUCUCUGAUCUUGUCAAUUGUCAUCUUAUGGUACCCAGACUAUGAGAUACAGAACUGGCAGCAGUGGCUGGUCUAUAUCGGUCUCGUCUGGUUCGCGGUUGCGCUCAAUGUUUUUGGCUCACAGCUGCUUCCCCUCUACAAUCGCUUCAACUUCAUCAUCUCCUGCGUUACACUCACCGCGACAACCAUCACCUUAUUCGUUUGCAGUCGACACAACAACGCCCCGCCGAAGUGGACAUUUGGCGAUGCGACCAACUCAACUGGAUGGCAAAGCGACGGCCUUGCCUUCCUUCUCGCGAUUAGCAAUGCCGUGUAUGCAUUUCUCGGGACGGAUUGUGGGGCGCAUGUAUGCGAAGAGAUCCGCGAUCCGGCAAAGAACACCCCGAAAGUCAUCAUGUACCCGGUUCUCAUCGGCGUAGCAACUGCAUUCCCCUUCGCCUGCGCUUGCAUGAACGCUAUCACGGAUAUGGACGCCGUUCUCAAUGCCCCGUCCGGUCUUCCUCUUAUUCAGAUCUAUUAUCAAAGCACCGGGUCAAAAGCGGCGUCCUCGGUUCUGCUGGCUCUCUUCGCCUUCUGCUUUUUCGGUUGUACUGUGGGCAAUGGAACCACAUGUUCAAGAACCAUUUGGGCGGUUUCGCGUGACAACAUGCUUCCAUUCAGCAAAGUCUGGGCGACUGUCAACCCCCGUUUCCAGAUGCCACUCAACGCCCUUUGCCUCACUGGCACCGUUGUCUCGCUGUACGGCCUGAUAUUUCUCGGGUCCUCAACCGCAUUCUCAGCCAUGGUCGGAGCAGCAGUAAUCUUCCUCCAAACAUCCUGCGCCCUUCCCCAAGCAAUAAUCCUCUGGCGCGGUCGUGACAUUCUCCCUGAGAGACCAUUCUCCCUCGGAAGAUAUGGGUUCGCCAUCAACCUCAUCGCAGUGAUCUGGGUGGUAUUGUUGGAUAUCCUUUCCUGCUUCCCGACUGAGAUGCCAGUGACAAAAGAGAAUAUGAAUUAUGUCUCCGUCGUAUCGGUCGGGUUGACCGGGAUUGUAUUGGCGUUGUAUUUGUUCGCGAAGAGGGGGAAGUAUCUUGGGCCCAGGAUGCCGAAUGAGCUGAAUCAUGGGGAUAUAUGUCAUGUUAGUGAAGGGCAAGGGUUUGAUGAUGGUGCAUGGGCGGAUCAUUCAGAAUCUUUUUCGAAGAAAGAGUGA
Messenger RNA from Penicillium cinerascens, 1575 nucleotides. Its product is annotated as putative choline transport protein. Bases 1 to 1575 code for a protein of 524 amino acids. The transcript is spliced from 5 exons. Gene Ontology annotation, cellular component: membrane. NCBI's taxonomy places the organism in Eukaryota, Fungi, Ascomycota, Eurotiomycetes, Eurotiales, Aspergillaceae. The record is from RefSeq and is a predicted model, not a curated record. Gene Ontology annotation, biological process: transmembrane transport. Gene Ontology annotation, molecular function: transmembrane transporter activity.